Molecule: messenger RNA, 10346 nt
Organism: Neofelis nebulosa (Clouded leopard)
Lineage: Eukaryota; Metazoa; Chordata; Mammalia; Carnivora; Felidae
Gene: FILIP1L
Product: filamin A interacting protein 1 like
Exons: 3
Coding region: 2960-5812 (950 amino acids)
Source: RefSeq, a predicted model, not a curated record
AUGUAAGUGUACCAUUAAGGCAGGUAAAGGUGUAGCCAGACAUACACUCACCUUCUUGUUUUUGUCUGUAACUACGGAUUCUAGCCUAAAGGACAGUUUUAUCAGUAAAAGAGAUCACAUCUUACAUCAGAAUAGCAAACACACAACUCCAUAGAUGGGAAUUUGAGAAGAAACUUGAUCAUAAGUUUUUUCAUAUGAACAAUGGGAUGCCCUAGGCCCCAGAGAAGCGCUCUCUCUCUCUCUCUCUGGCAAGGAAUAUCCACAGAGCUUUAGAGCUAGAAGAGGCCUUGGAGGCCAUCUGAUCCAAAUGCCUCACCUUACAGAAGAAACUGAAGUUCACAGCGUGACUUGGCUCAGAGACACAAAAUUACUCAGAGGCAGAGCCAGGGCCCCCUGCAUUCUUGGGCUAUAGCUUUUGGUUUCCCCUUAAAUUAGUGCUAGGAAGAGAUGAAGGCAGAAGCCCCAUAAGAAGCCCUGGCACUAGAGGUGUUAAUUUGGAUACAAAAUCCAUUAAAAAAGAAAACAGAAAGGUUCAAAGUUCUUGUUAAUGAGUAUAAGUAGUAAGAAGGCAAGGCAAAGGAGGAAGGUAAAAACCAAUAGAGUUAAACCAGGCUACUACAAUGGAGGGGGGUGAUAAAAGAAAGACAAAGGAAACAAAUAAUAACUGUACUUAAAGGUCCUCUGGGUGGCAAAGCUCACUCUGCUUAAAAGUUGAGUGGUUCCCUAGGAAGAAUGUAUAUAUGCUCUAUGUCAAAGACAUUUAGGUCUGAACCACUAAUUUGACAACUGACUUCUUCUCAGCAUCUUCCAACGAAGCAUUCUACACUCUCCAGACCUCCCUAGCUAGCAGGGUCCCAUUCAAAACUCACAAUGACCCAAUAUCUUUAAAACAACUGAGAACUUCCCUGAAAACUGCAGAGGAAGUAACUAAUGAAGGCUGUGAGCUCCUGGUGAUACUUACCCUGCUUUACUUCCCUUCACACAGUGCACUGCUACAUGACACUAAAUUACACAUUAGCUGCUUAUUUGUUUAUUGUCUUUCUCCUGGACUAUAAACUCCCUGAGGGUCAAUUUUGCAACCAACUUUAUUCCUAGUGCCUGGCAAAGUACCUCGCUAUAGUUAGUAAGCAUGUCCCUGGGACAAGAAGGGUGCUGAAUAAAUGUACCAACAAAUAAAUUACAACCUAGAAGCUCCUUACUUGGUAAGAAAACUAUGGGCUAGGAAAGGCCCCUUCUUUGAGAUUCUGUUCAGGGGCCCAAAACAAAUCUCUGCCACUAUCUGAAGUAACCACAUUGAACUGACUACAAGCACAAAAACCAGAAAACAAAUCAGGCUCAGAUGAAAUCAAUGCAGUAAAAUGUACUUCGUACUACACAGUAUGGGGCAUGGAAUGGGUGGGAAACAAAAUAUGGAUGAGCAGAAUGUAGUGGUUUUUGUCUUUAAGGAAGUGGAGGUACCUUUGUUUUUCCUAAUCUCUGUGCCUCAUAUGAAGACCUAGAAGAUGCAGUCAUUGGACCCAAACAGCUUGUCCUUGCCAUAAAGAGAAACCAGCAGAUUGCCUUUUCCCAAGCAUACACUUUGACUCUCAAGUUUCUAUGGGUCAUUCAGUGCAUCUGCCAGGUUUUACAGAAAAGGAGUGAAUUUUCUAUAGUUUCAGUUAGGUAAUUCCAAUGUCAAUCAUUGAAGCCAGCCUAGGGCUUGUAACUCAGCAGCAAACAUUUACUUAAAUAUCUUCCAGGCACUGUGCUAAGCACCAGGCAGGCCAGCAACUAAGUCCUCUACACACUACACAUGUCAUUAACCCAGCUACACCUACUAAAACUGAUUGGCACCAUAUUGGUGACAGUGACUAAGAUCACCAGCAGCUCUUGCACAAUGGCCCUGUCUCUGCUCUUUUUUUAAUGGACUGAUAAAGCAAUAUAGGUAAAACAGGUCAGCGUACAUAAAAAUUAAGCGAAGGUAAACAGUGUGGGCUGUUUAACAAAAAAACCCAACUAACCAGAAUAUAGUUAUAAUCUCCAAGCUUCCUUGCUUACUUACUAAUAACACUAAGUUGGCAUGGACAAAUAGUGUUUAUCUCAACAGUACAACUAAUUAGUAGGAGUAAAGGUUCAUAAAUCCAAGUUCCAUUCUUCUUGUCUCUACCAUCUAUUCCCUGGGUAAGCCUCCUAUAGCCUUGGCUUCCACAUACCUAACAAAAAAAAAAAAACAAAAAAAACACAAAAAACACAAAAAAAGAAACACUGUCAUCCACCACAAGCAUCUUUCAAUACUGGGGAAGGACAGAAUAAUGAGCAGUAACCCUUGAGGGUAGGUACACCAAUCAAGCAGAACUGAAGACUAUAUAAAAAUAAAAGCUACUGAUCAUAUCAUUACAGAAAAAUUAGCUUAAGAAACUGAAAGGGAUGUGAGGAAAAAGUCUCUUAAGCACAGAGAAAAGAUUAACAACUAUAGUACUGGAGCCUGUGAGAGCUCCAGAUCACUGUACCAAGUACAGCCUCAAAGAUGAGUUCAGCCCUUCAAGAUGGGCGGAGCAGACAGAAGCAAAUCUGCCAGAUUUACUGUAUCUCAUGGCCCACCAGGGUUGGAACAAAAGUUUAAAGGUGAACUAAGUUUUCUCCCUCUUUUUAAAAUUCUUUUUUAAGUGAACCAAAACAGAAAACAAAUCUCUGAGCAGAAAUCAUAAAAGGAAUGUGAAACAUUCAUCACAUUUGGGUUGACAAGACUUAAGUGACUGCUGCUGUUACAUCUGAAGAAAAGGAAGGAGCUGCUUAGCCUAGAAGCUUGAGAAGAGCAGGAGAAAGUUCCUUCUUGCUAAAGACAAAGGGCCACGCAGUGAGAUGAUUAAAGAAGCUAAUUGACCAAGAAACUGAGUCCCAGGAGAAGAAGGAGCAAGAAAAGGAAAAGAAGGUCACCGCCCUGAAAGUGGAGCUGACCAAACUGAAGUCUUUUGCUUUGAUGGUGGUGGACGAACAACAAAGGCUGACGGCACAGCUUGCCCUUCAAAGACAGAAAAUCCAAGACCUAACCACAAGUGCGAAGGAAACACAUGCUAAACUAGCCCUCGCUGAAACCAGAGUUCAGGAAGAAGAGCAGAAGGCGACCAGACUAGAGAAAGAACUGCAAACACAAACCACAAGGUUUCACCAGAACCAAGAAACAAUUAUGGCAAAGCUCACCAAUGAGGACAGCCAAAAUCGCCAGCUUCGACAAAAAUUGGCAGCACUCAGCCGGCAAAUUGAUGAAUUAGAGGAGACAAACAGGUCUUUACGAAAAGCAGAAGAGGAGCUACAAGAUAUAAAAGAAAAAAUCAACAAGGGAGAAUAUGGAAACUGUGGUAUCAUGGCUGAGGUAGAGGAGCUCAGAAAACGUGUGCUAGAAAUGGAAGGGAAGGAUGAAGAACUCAUAAAAAUGGAGGAGCAGUGCAGAGAUCUCAAUAAGAGGCUCGAAAAGGAAACAUCACAGAGUAAAGACUUUAAACUUGAGGUUGAAAAACUCAAUAAAAGGAUUAUGGCUUUGGAAAGAUUAGAAGAUGCCUUCAACAAGAGCAAACAAGAAUGUUAUUCCCUGAAAUGCAAUUUAGAAAAAGAAAGGAUGACCACAAAGCAGUUGUCCCAAGAACUGGAGAGUUUAAAAGUAAGGAUCAAAGAGCUAGAAGUCAUUGAAAGUCGGCUGGAAAAGACAGAAUUUACCCUAAAAGAGGACUUAACUAAAUUGAAAACGUUAACUGUGAUGCUGGUAGAUGAAAGAAAAACAAUGAGUGAAAAAUUAAAGCAAACUGAAGAUAAGUUGCAAGCUGCUUCUUCUCAGCUUCAAAUGGAGCAAAAUAAAGUGACGACGGUUACCGAGAAGUUAAUUGAGGAAACAAAAAGGGCACUAAAGUCCAAAACUGACGUGGAAGAAAAAAUGUACAGUGUCACCAAGGAGAGAGAUGAUCUAAAAAACAAACUGAAAGCAGAAGAAGAGAAAGGAAAUGAUCUCCUGUCCAAAGUUAAUAUGUUGAAAAAUAGGCUUCAAUCAUUGGAAGCAAUUGAGAAAGAUUUCCUAAAAAACAAAUUAAAUCAAGAUUCUAGUAAGUCCACCACAGCAUUACACCAAGAAAACAAUAAGAUUAAAGAGCUCUCUCAAGAAGUGGAAAGACUGAGACUGAAGUUAAAGGAUAUGAAAGCCAUUGAGGAUGACCUUAUGAAAACAGAAGAUGAGUACGAGACUCUAGAACGUAGGUAUGCUACUGAACGAGAUAAAGCUCAAUUUUUAUCUGAAGAGCUGGAACGAGUUAAAAUGGAACUUGACAAGUACAAGUUAGCAGAAAAGACAGAGUCCAGCCAUGAACAAUGGCUUUUCAAAAGGCUUCAAGAAGAAGAAGCUAAAUCGGGACACCUCUCAAGAGAAGUAGAUGCAUUGAAAGAGAAAAUUCAUGAAUACAUGGCAACUGAGGACCUGAUAUGUCAUCUCCAGGGAGAUCAUUCAGUUCUGCAAAAGAAACUCCAUCAACAAGAAAACAGGAACAGAGAUUUAGGAAGAGAGAUUGAAAACCUCACUAAAGAGUUAGAGAGGUAUCGGCAUUUCAGUAAGAGCCUCCGGCCUAGCCUCAAUGGAAGAAUCAUCUCUGACCCGCAAGUAUUUUCUAAAGAAGUUCAGACAGAAGUAGUAGACAAUGAGCCACCCGAUUACAAGAGUCUCAUUCCUCUGGAACGAGCAGUCAUCAAUGGUCAGUUAUAUGAGGAGAAUGAGGACCAGGAUGAGGACCCUAAUGAUGAGGAAUCAGUGCUGUCCUUCAAAUGCAAUUCAUCUACCCCCUGUCCUGUUAACAGGAAACUAUGGAUUCCUUGGAUGAAAUCUAAGGAGGGCCAUCCUCAGAAUGGAAAAAUACAAACUAAACCCAAUGGCAACUUCAUGCAACCUGGAGAUCUAGUCCUAAGCCACACACCUGGGCAGCCACUUCAUAUAAAGGUUACUCCAGACCAUGUCCAAAACACAGCCACUCUUGAAAUCACAAGUCCAACCACAGAGAGUCCUCAUUCUUACACAAGCACUGCAGUGAUUCCAAACUGUGGCACCCCAAAGCAAAGGAUAACCAUCCUCCAAAAUGCCUCCAUAACACCGGUGAAAUCCAAAACUUCUGCUGAAGGCCUCAUGAACUUAGAGCAAAGCAUGUCCCCAAUUACCAUGGCAACCUUUGCCAGAGCGCAGACCCCAGAGUCUUGUGGUUCUAUAACUCCAGAAAGGACAAUGUCACCUAUUCAGGUUUUGGCCGUGACUGGUUCAGCAGGCUCUCCUGAGCAGGGACGUUCCCCAGAGCCGAUAGAAAUCAGUGCCAAGCAUGCGAUUUUCAGAGUCUCUCCUGACCGGCAGUCAUCAUGGCAGUUUCAACGUUCAAACAGCAACAGUUCAAGUGUGAUAACUACUGAGGAUAAUAAAAUCCACAUUCACUUAGGAAGUCCUUACAUGCAAGCUGUGGCCAGCCCCGUGAGACCUGCCAGCCCUUCAACACCACCACAGGAUAACCGAACUCAAGGCUUAACUAAUGGGGCACUAAACAAAACAAGCAAUAAAGUCACCAGCAGUAUUACUAUCACACCAACAGCCACAACUCUUCCUCGACAAUCACAAAUUACAAUCAAGGAGGUAUGCAAGCAGAGAAUCCCAACACGGAUCCCCAAACCAAAAUCUACAGGCAACACUAAGCUUUCCCCUAAAGCUCCCCCAGGGCCUAUGGAUAAGUCCAUUCACCACACUGGCUGUGGGAAGCUACACAUCAUAAGGACUGUCACCUCUAACACUUUCCUCCACAUGGGAGGGAAAAGGUAAGUCAUACCAAUGCACUGUCUGGAUACAUCCAUCUACAGAAAUAUCUGGAAAGCUAAAAUUACCAGUAUGAAGGCCAAAGAGGAAAGGCCAUCUCUCUAAGAAAUGGUGAAGCGGCAAAAUGACAAAUAGUGCAUUCACAGGUUGCUGGACCCGGUAAACAGGAUCCUAAAAGAGCAGCGCAUCUACGAUUGUAUUACCAGUAGUGUGUAUUUUUAUAUACACACAAACAGGAGUACAUGGCCCAAAUUCUUCCAAUUCCUCAUUCUAUUUGUAAUCCACUCCAAAGUUGGACCUUUUAUCAUUACCAUGGGGUAUGACUGAAUUCAUUAGAAUGGUUCGAAAGUUUUCUGGUGAACUCAGAAGUAACUCUUUCAUUUCACAGAACUUUACUGGAUAUUUUGCUAAGAGGAUAUGCUAGCAAGAAUUCCUAAUCUGCUUCAACUAAGUCAGAUUAUUUCCAUCAAAAUGGCAGCACAAUUAAAAUCAUACUUUAAGGUCUAGAACUAUGAUUUCUUUACAACCAGGAGGAGAAAAAAAAGUGGUAAUUCUUAGUUACAAAGAAGAAAGCAACAACAAAAAUGAGUAACUAUUGAAUACAUCCUUUGUGUCGGACCUGAUAAUCACUGGUGUAAUAUACACACUUGACUACUGGCAGUUAGUCUUCUGUCCAUUUUUUCUAGUAAGUUGCCCUUUCUAUAUAUGCCCGGCCAUGGAAUCACUUUGCAAGACUUAUAAGGAAAUCCAUUUUAAAUCGGCAUUUCUGCUUUCUAAAGCAAUCAGGACAUUUGAGAGUCAAAGGUCACCAAUACUGAGAUCUUUUAGGGAGAUACAAAUCACUGUCCUGGGUGUUUAAAAAAAGGCAACAAUUUAUCAUCCCAUCAGACAUUCUUCAAUCACAUCACUUCCCCAAAUCAGUGCUAUAGAAAAACACAGUCAACUCAGCAAGACUCAAAUUCCAAUCCUAAUUUUUUACUCAUUUGACAAUGAGCUUGGCAUUCAUCAUUGUAGGCCUUGAGUUUCUUGUAUGUAAAACAAAAAAGCUGAAUAAUUCUUUAGGUACCUUGCAGUUCUGAUAACCCAUGAAUACGUCCAACUAAGAAUGUUGAAUUCCACCAGUCAUCUACAAGGCGAGACUCACUCCCCUGGCAGUAGUAAGCUAAAGUAAUUCUUUCAUCACAUUUAAAACUCUUUACUCAAUUAAGAGAAAGGUGUGUAUAAUUCAGUGUGGACAGAGCAACACAAUAAUGUUACAAGACAAGCAUUUUAAAAAAUAUUUAUUUUUGAGAGAGACAGAGAGGGAGCUAGAAUGAGAGGGGAGGGGCAGAGAGAGAGGGAGACAGAGGAUCCGAAGGAGGCUCUGCACUGACAGCAGAGAGCCUGAUAUGGGGCUCGAACUCAGGAACCACAAGAUCAUGAAUUGAGCUGAAGUUGGAAGCUCAACCGACUGAGCCCCCAGGUGCCCAGACAAAUAAGGCAUUUUUGACAUGAGAGACAGAGGUAUAUUGCACUAAGCGGCAGUCAGGAAAAAAAAAUUCUAUGAAGAGCAUGAUGCAAGGAUCUCUGUGAUUCUGCACCAAGAACUGGAGACAUGAUCCUGGAAGAAAUCCUGAAGGACAGCGCUUUAACCUUCUAUCCUGAGAUGGAGCCAGGAAAGCAGGAGCAAAGGAACUACCAUUCUCCACACUCAUCCAGCCAAGCCUGCUUCAAUGUGCUCAUGUCACUGUACAAACACCCCUGGCCCACUCCAAUUUCAAUGAGGAGGAACAGGAAAUUUGGGUAGCAUUGAGCUAUGCAAGCUAGAGAGAGAGAUGAUGUGCAGCAGUCCCAGCAGGCAAGUGGCAGAGGGAGAAUGCAGAGGAGGUCAGGUGAAUUAAAAGCCUAAAGCAGAAAAGCCUAAGUUGAAAAGCCGUAAGAGACUAGUGGAAGGGAGUAGACUACAAAAGAAGGUGAUGAAGCUCUAACAUAAAAAUAAGAGAGAAACAGUUCAAAAGGAAGUGCAGAGUAAUAACAGGUGGAUGUUGCAAUGGGAAAAUGUGUAGAGUGCUUAGUGCCAUGCCUGCAUUAUGCAGGUAAUGUUAAGUGAACAGAGAAUGAAUGAAUGAAGGAGAGAAGGGCCAUUCAGUCAACAUGUAAGUGAGAAAAUGUGCUAAGAGAUGAUAAUGGUAUAUGAUAGGGUCUGGAAAAGCAAUUAUGCCAGGUGACAUUCAAUACUGAUAAUUAUGCUAAAGGAAAUAAAAAACAGAUUGAAACUGAACAGAUUGAAAAGCAGCAUAAAACAGGAAAAACAAGCACCAGAAAUAUUCCCAGAAAAGCAAAAGACCCUGGGAACGUUUUUACCUUGUAGAGGAGCACAAAAUAUGUUGCAUGUUGGAUAUUUCUAAAUGAUUUUCUCCUAGGUUAGGAGACUCCUUAAAGUGCCAUGCCAACCUGCCAUAAAUUAAAAAGAAGCAAGAAAAGAUAGACAAGAUACUGUACAAAGUACUAAAAAAGAGUUGGAAAAUAGUGACACUUCUAUGGCAAGCACUAGAAUCCUGUAUUUAAAUGGUAACAGUUCUAAACCAAUUAAGACAAAAGUCUUUAAAAUAACAAAGUCUAUUUCAACAAAAGGAUCACAAACCGAAAACCAAGCGAAUUAAAAAAAAUUUUUUUUUAUGUUUAUUUAUUUUUGAGAGAGCGAGGGACAGAGCGUGAAUGAUGGAGGGGCAGAGAGAGAGGGAGACACAGAAUCGGAAGCAGGCUCCAGGCUCCAAGCUGUCAGCACAGAGCCUGAUGCGGGGCUCGAACUCAUGAAAUGCGAGAUCAUGACCUGAGCUGAAGUCAGACACUAACUGACUGAGCCACCCAGGCACCCCAAACCGUGCUUAUUUUACAGCAAUACGUGACACAAUAAAAAUGCAUAAGCAGCUUACAACUGGGAAUACUAUUUGGAGUUCAACAAAAUGGUGUUUGAUCUGUAACACAACUGAAACAUGAAGAAUCUUGUCUCCUGAACAUAAUCCUAUUUCUGCAGAAAUGUGGACCCUCUGAAAAACAAUAAAAAUAAAAGAAUGUAUCCUAAUAUAAAUUUUAAGUUAAAUUUUUAAAAGAAAGCAGAUAAAAACCCAAGUGAAUAAAAACAAAUCCAAUUUGUAACAAGAAUUUUAAUAACCUGAAACUUUUGUGCUGGAGUCCUUCCUCAGCCCUUCAUUCGUUUAGCUUCAGUGAUUUCUGAACUAAUUCCCUUUUAAUUAUUUGGAAUAUAGUAUCUGUUUUAAUAAGAAUGUGACUAAUCUAAUAUAUGACUGAUAAUAAUGGACUAAGUAAUGGAGUAACUGAUGUAAAAUGCAAUCCUCUCUGGAAUAUGUUUCAAAUUCCUAUUUUAAGGAACAUGUGACAUACAACUCAGGUUCUGACACUGAAUUUGGGGCAGGGGUAUGCAAACUGCAGCCCACAAGUCAAAUGUGGCCAUAAACAUCUGUUUAUGUAUGCCCUGCAAGUUAAGAAUAGUUUUUACAUUUUCAAAUAGUAAAAAAAAAAAAAAAAAAGAAGAAGAAGAUGAAUAUUUUACAAGACGUGAAAAUUACGUGAAAUUCAAAUUUCAUUGUCCAUAGAUAAAGUUUUACUGGAACACAGCCACACUCAUCUGUUUACAUAUUUAUUAUGUAUGACUGCUUUUAUGCUACAAUGGCAGAGUUGAGUAGUUGUGACAGUGACUGCACAGCAAAGCCUAAAAUAUUUACAAUCUGGCUUUUUACAAAGAGGGUUUCUGACCUCUGGUCUAGUGUGAUUUAGACUAGCAAGGAACUCAAUAAGAGCUUAAAUAAUUUAAUCAACUAAUUUUUAAAAGAAAUACUAGUAAUUUAAGAAUUCAAUUAAGAAUUCUGUGAAAGCUGAUGAAAAUAGGGAAACUAUAUUUCAAGCUGUUUGUGAUAUUUAGUAAAAAUGUAUAAAAUCUAUGAAUGCAUUAAAGUGUUCAACUAAAGAACAUAAGAUAAGAACAGGUCAAAGGAUUUGUGCCACAAAAUACUUUACGGUGUUGUUUUGAAUCUGAGAGGGGAAAUGGAAGUAUUUUUAGGCCUUCCAAAUUCCUGGUAUUUUUCAAGAGAUUCAGAGAUAGUUUGCAAAAUUACAGAACUACUAUGCAUGUAAUUGGAGAAAGAUGUAUAAAUUUGUAUCUUUAAAUGCUCACAAUUGUCAAGAACCACUUGUUUAAUCACUUGUAAGAACCAUGGAAAUUGUAUACAGUAAAGUAAAACUAGCCCAUGAAGGUUCUCUGUGGGUCCAUUUGUUAUAUUAUAUAAUCUUUAAGUACAGAACAUUGAUUGUUAAUGUAGCACAUGCUCUCUUCUCUUUCUUUCCUCUCAGCUUUUAAAAUGUAUCCUGUCCCUGUUUUUUGCCCUUGAACAUUUGUCUUAAAAUAAUAACACUUGUAUUUUGGUUGAACCAUAUCAAUGUAUAAACUCCAUAAUGUAAGCAGAUGUUUUACCCUCUAAUUCCACCACAGUGUCUAAAAUAGGGCCAAGCAUGAAAGCUCAAUAAAUGAUUUUGACAUUGA